AUGAUCUCGACUCCCCGCCUGCGGUCGGGGUUUCCGACAACCCCAGCAGCGGCCGCUGCCCGGCGACGAGGCGCCGACGAGAAAACGCCGACGAGCGUUCGUUCCGAAUCCUCGACGGCCGCCGCCGCCGACUCGACCAGGUCGCCGACCCUUCCCCUCGCCCCGGAGAAGUUGGCGAGGCACUCGGCCACCGGCGAGCCCGUCAUUCCCCUCACCUUUCUCGAUGGCCCUCAACAGCGGCUCUACGCCUUUGCCGUCUACGUCCUGCUCUGGGCAUGGAAGCUGUACGACUGGCUGCAGGUCGUCGAGGACGGUGAUUCCUCCUGGUGGCUGUUCCUGAAAUGGAUCUUCAUCGAUUUUUCCUUCCUCUACGGCCUGCCCGAGCUCAGGAUACCCUGGCUCGAGCUGUCCCAGUCCGUCGUCACCGCCGUCUUCCUCUCCCAUCUCGUCCUCAACUACAUGCUCAUGUUCAACAUCCCCCUUCCCUGGCAAUCCUUCCUCCUUGGGUUGGUGAAGAUUCUCUACGAUCGGGAGCUCUCCAUUUCCGAGCACAGCGUCAAGGUCUCGAACAUUCUCAACAACCAUUCCUUGAUCAUGGGCAGGCAAAUCAUCAACAUCUUGCCUGAAGGCUCCGCCGUCCUCAACCCCGAGCACGUCCCGUACUGCAUCAGCCCCAAGUCGAAGGCCGGCGUCGCGCUGCCCAUCUUCUUCAACGCCACCGUCCCCGCCGAGAUUGAGCUUGUCCGCAUUGAUCUCGAGACGGGCAAGGAGGAGACGAUCAAUGUUCCCGGCCGCGAGGUCGGCAAAAUUGCCAAGCUCAUCCGCGAGCAGAGCGCCGACUCCCACGCGACCGGAUUCAACUGGCAGUACCGGGUCAAGAAGCCCGGCGUCUACCGACUCUCCAAGGUUCUGGACGAGUACAAGCUCGAGGUGCAGAGCACGGCCCGGAACACCUACGUUGUCCUUUGUCCCCAGGCCCGCAUAAAGCCUGUCGAGUCCUCCCGGCGUUGCAUCCGAGACUUGUCGGACCUGUCCCUCGAGGUCUACGGAACGCCGCCGCUCAAGAUUGUCUACCGGCGGACCAUCAACGGCAAGGACGAUAGCUUCCAUUUCCAGAGCCUGCAGCCGGACGGAUUCACCUCCCCACUCCUUCGGAGCCUGGACAACCCGGCGGUGGGAGACGGCGAUGACAUCUCCUGGGUGCGCCCCUCCAAGGUCACCGUCGGCCUCAACGAAUCCAUGACGACGGCUGGCGAGUGGGACUAUUCCGUCGAAGAAGUCAAGGACGCCUUUGGCAACGUUGUCAAGUAUGCCGAGAUGGCCAACGAUGUCGACCAUGCUGCGCCCAAGGGGCUGGCGCAGAAGUUUACCGUCAAGGAGCGACCCAAGGUCCGCAUGCACGGCUGUGACCUCAGGAACCCGAUCAAGGUCGCCAAGGGUCACGCAGCCAAGCUGCCUGUCAACUUUGGACUCUCUGGCGACAUCUCCGACACCUCUCACAAGGUCACCUGGAAGUUUUCGCCCCUCGAGUCUCUCACGAGCAACGGAGACCACGGCGACAGCACGUCCAUGGGCACGUACUCGGCCAAAAACUCGCGCGACAGGCCUCUGAUCUCCGAGCCUGGCUUGUACACCCUCAGCACCGUUUCGAGCGGCGAAUGCCAGGGAGAAGUGGACGAACCGUCAUCCUGUUUGCUCCUGAACCCUCUCGAGCCUCAUCUGUCCAUCAAGUCGGAGGACAUCCCGGACAAGUGCGCCGGGAACUCCAUUGGCCUUCGCGUCGAUCUUGAUCUCGUUGGCACGCCGCCCUUCACCAUCCGAUACCUCAUCGUUUCCGAUGGCCGGGUCGAGAACCAGGCUCACCGCGUCCCUGGCCUGAGGUCUCAGCUGGAGCUAAUCCCCAAAACCGCUGGCCGCCACAAGUACAUCUUCAAGUCCAUCGACGACGCCGUCUACGUCGGAAUUCCCUUGGAAGGGUCGGAUAAGAUUCUGGAGCAAGUGGUCAAACCUGCUGCCUCGGCCGUCAUUGCGAACCGCAACCGAGAGAUCGGCGCGUGCCUCGAUUCGCAAGUGGAGGUGGAUGUUGAUCUGUACGGAGACCCUCCAUUCAAUCUCGAAUGGGAAAUGGUGCACGAUGGCAAACGCAAAACCGAACGCGCCGUUGCCGUGGAGGAGAAUCGUUAUCGGAUCAAGACCGCCGCCCUCACCAAGGGAGGAGAGUAUAUUCUCGCUCUCAGCAGCAUCCAGGACAGUCGUGGCUGCCGCGUGUUCUUGCAGGAUCAGCUCAAGAUCUCCGUGCGACGACAGCGACCGCGCGGUGGUUUCGGCCAAGUCGAGCAGAAGAACAGCAUCACGGCGGUGGAAUCGGAUACGCCCCUCCGCCUGCCUCUACGACUCCAGGGCGAGGCACCUUGGACGAUACACUACAGGAACCUCAACGGCACGGGCGACAUGCUCACCAAGACCGCCACCAACGCAAACGAUCAUCUCCUCGUCCGGUCGCGAGGUGUAUAUCAGAUCAUGGACGUCAAUGACAAGCAGUGUCCCGGCAGCGUCGACGCAUCCGCCUCCACCUUCAAAGUGGACUGGUUUCCCCGCCCGCAGAUGUUCCUUGUGGAGACUGCAAGCACCGAGCGGUCCGACGACAUCUUCAUCAAGCAAGAAGUUUGCGAGGGAGACGUUGACGGGUUCGAGGUCGAGCUUCAAGGCACGCCUCCCUACCACGUUCAGUACGAUAUUUCGUACAAGCCAAGGCAGGGAUCGAGUGCCAUCAGCCACAAGAAGUUCGAUGCCGCCUUGACCAAGGCGUCGAUCUCGAUGGACACGACCAAAGCGGGCGACUACACCUACCAGUUCUCCGGCCUGGCCGACAACCUGUACAACAUUGACAAGAAGUCCAACCCGCUGGUGGUUCAGCAGCGUGUGAACGCCAGGCCGUCGGCUACCUUUUCGAAACCUGGCCAAUCAUUCAAGUACUGCAUGGAAGAGCAGGAACAGGAGGAUAAGAUCCCGAUUGUGCUGACCGGCGUGGCCCCGUUCUAUGUCGAGGUUGAGAUCAAACACCAGGCGGGGUCACCGCCUGAGCUGUACCGCAUCCCGUCGAUCAAUUCCAACUCGUACGGCAUGCCGAUCCCGCGAGAGUAUCUGCGACUCGGAACUCAACAGCUUCGCGUCCGAAAGGUGCGCGACGCACGAGGCUGCCAACAAAAGUACGAGCUGGGUGCUCCAUCCAUCCAGAUCCAGCUUUUCGACGCACCUUCGAUCUAUUCUCUGGAGUCAAGGCAGGACUUUUGCGUCGGUGAACGUAUUGCGUACACCCUCUCAGGCACGCCGCCCUUUGACAUCACGUACGAGUUCAACGGUCGGUGGAACGCCAAGUCCCAGACGACCAACUUCCGCCGCAUCGCCGAGAAGCCGGGCGAGUUUACCAUUACGAGCAUCUCAGACAAGGCUAGCGAGUGUCGCGCGGCAGUCAGCCUGCACAAGACGAUCCACCCGCUGCCGAGCGUGCAGAUAAGCCGAGGGAAACAGUCCCGUGUAGACAUUCAUGAGGGAAACGAGGUCGAUAUCUUGUUCGAGUUCUGGGGUACGCCGCCCUUUGAGUUUACGUACACACGAAGCAGCAACGUCAAAAAGGGGCAACGGAGCGUCGUUCUGGAAACGAGGCACGACAUUUCUCACGAGCACACCAAAGUUGUCAAAGCUAGCCAAGAGGGUACGUACGAGGUGGUGGCCAUCAAGGACAAGUUCUGCUCGUUUUCCACCCAGCAAGUCGAAAAGAGAGAAGGGCGAUGA
This is a messenger RNA of Drechmeria coniospora, 3795 nucleotides long. Its product is annotated as nucleoporin. Gene Ontology annotation, molecular function: structural constituent of nuclear pore. Gene Ontology annotation, cellular component: nuclear pore transmembrane ring. Gene Ontology annotation, biological process: protein import into nucleus; nuclear pore organization. Lineage: Eukaryota; Fungi; Ascomycota; Sordariomycetes; Hypocreales; Ophiocordycipitaceae. Bases 1 to 3795 code for a protein of 1264 amino acids. The record is from RefSeq and is a predicted model, not a curated record. The transcript is spliced from 3 exons.